This is a messenger RNA of Fusarium poae, 414 nucleotides long. It is a transcript of the gene GNG1, whose product is annotated as Guanine nucleotide-binding protein subunit gamma. The coding region runs from base 1 to 414 and encodes 137 amino acids. Lineage: Eukaryota; Fungi; Ascomycota; Sordariomycetes; Hypocreales; Nectriaceae. The transcript is spliced from 4 exons. The record is from RefSeq and is a predicted model, not a curated record. Gene Ontology annotation, cellular component: heterotrimeric G-protein complex. Gene Ontology annotation, biological process: G protein-coupled receptor signaling pathway. Gene Ontology annotation, molecular function: G-protein beta-subunit binding.
AUGCUUCCUGAGAACAAACAAUCAGCGUCCGAGCAUAUUCCCGACUCUCCUUCUCAACGUGUUCGCGCGCCCAGUCGUCGUGAUUCUUUUAUCAAAUACCAUUACUUAAUUCACUGGGUACCCCGAUUCAAGAUGCCUCAGUACACUUCUCGCGAUGUCGGCGACCCUUCGCAGAUCAAGAAGAACAAGCAGUCCAUGGCUGAUCUCAAGCUCCGACGGCUAACAGAGCUCAACAAUCGCCUGCGCGAGGAUCUUGAGCGAGAACGCAUCCCCGUCAGCACAGCGUCAAAGAGCAUUAUCGCUUACUGCAAUGUCACUCGGGAUUACAUGGUUCCCUCCGUCUGGGGCGCUGUCCCCAAGGGCGAGGAUCCCUAUGCGCCGCAACAAUCUGGUGGCUGCUGUGUGGUCAUGUAA